AUGGCCCUAGCUGAAGUUAAAAGGGAAGGUGCUAAUUAUGACAAUCCAAAUGAAGCAGAUGACAUUCAUUUGAUGAAUGAAAGUCGGGCGGAACCUUAUCAUGGUUGCGAAACUAGUCCGAGCAAUGAAGAAGCAACCAACAUGAACGUUGAAGAUGGCGGAGCCGAUGUGAAAAAAGAAAUGGUUGACGAUGCUCAUCGCAAUGACAUGGUUGGUGAUGUUGAACGUGCUAUUCUGGAACAGAAAUUUGAUUCGGUCGAAGAUGGAGAAGCUUUCUACAAUGCGUAUGCUAAAGCCAAGGGAUUUAGUAUACGAAAAUCCAGAUUUAACACAAAUAAAGAGGGAAAGGUCGUUAGUAGGCUGUGGUUAUGUUCAAGGGAAGGUCAGAGAUUACCAAAAUACUUGGACCGUGUUGCUGAGAAGAGUAGAGCUCCCAAGGCACUAACAAGAGUAGGUUGCAAAGCCCAAUUUCGCAUACGGUAUGAUGCAGAUGCUGGUGAAAGGGGAAAGUAUGUUGUGACUCACUUCGUCGCAAACCACAACCAUGAAUUGGCGGAACAACACUGUGUGAUGUAUCUGAGGUCACAUCGCACUUUAAACAGCGCUGACAAAGCUCAAGCAAUGGCUAUGCGCAACGUCGGUGUGAAGACUAGCCAAAUCAUGGACUAUAUGGUAAAUCAAUCCGAGUCUUAUGAGAAUGUUGGUUUCAUCCGUACGGAUCUACACAACCAUAUUCAAGCCGAACGUAGAGUUGAAGUUGAGGAUGGUGAUGCGCAAGAUUCAAAAUCGCGGGCCGAGUACGCAAUGUUUGGUGAUGUGUUGAUAUUUGACUCAACUUAUAGAACCAAUGCAUACAAAAAACCUUUUGUCAUGUUGGCUGGUGUGACUAGCCACUUUAGGACCACGAUAUUUGCAUGUGUUUUGCUAGCUAAUGAGACAAGUGAGAUAUAG
Messenger RNA from Camellia sinensis, 951 nucleotides. NCBI's taxonomy places the organism in Eukaryota, Viridiplantae, Streptophyta, Magnoliopsida, Ericales, Theaceae. The record is from RefSeq and is a predicted model, not a curated record.